ACUUCCGGUGUACACUACAGUGGCGAUGCCAGUGUUUUUUGUCAAAUUCAUGAACAAUUUGGUAAAAUAUAGAACAACUUGACCGAUAUCUGGACUACCGUUUAAGUUUCAGCGGGCUUGCUGGAAGUGGAUCCAAACAUGGAUAUCCCUAAUCCGCCAGAAGAUCAGGAGCUGAGGAAUGUGAUUGACAAACUGGCUCAGUUUGUCGCUCGCAAUGGGCCUGAAUUUGAAAAAAUGACAAUGGAGAAACAGAAGGACAACCCAAAGUUCUCUUUUCUCUUUGGAGGAGAUUACUUCAGCUACUACAAGUGCAAGCUUGCUAUGGAGCAACAACAACAUCCCUCUACCCGCGAUGGGGAGGAGUAUAAAACCGAAGACAUGUACAACCCAGGCGCAAAAGAUUUGGUUGAUAUCCCUCCUCCGCCAAUCCCCAUCAUGGCUCCACCUCCCAUUCCCCCACCUGCAGCACCCUCCAUUGAUGAGCUCAUCCAGCAGAGCCUUUGGAAUCUGCAGCAGCAAGAGCAGCAUCUGCACUCACUCAGACAGGAACAAGUCAGUGCAGCCAUUUCUCUGGCCAUUGAGCAACAGACCCAGAAGCUGCUGGUGGAGACUCAGCUGGACAUCACAGAGUUUGACAACCUGCUGCAGCCCAUCAUAGACACCUGUACCAAGGACGCCAUCUCUGCUGGUAAAAACUGGAUGUUCAACAACGCCAAGACUCCACAGCAUUGUGAGCUGAUGACAUCACAUCUUCGCAACCGCAUCACUGCUGAUGGUGCACAUUUUGAGCUCCGGCUGCAUCUCAUCUAUUUAACCAAUGAUGUUCUCCAUCACUGCCAGCGGAAGCAGCAGAAGGAUUUGUUGGCUUCACUACAGAAAGUUGUGGUUCCCAUCUAUUGCACCAGCUUCCUGGCGGUAGAAGAGGAGAAGCAGCAGAAAAUCACCAGGUUGUUGCAGCUUUGGGAGAAAAAUGGGUACUUUGAUGAGGAGACCAUUCAGCAGCUGCAGAAUCCGGCUCUAGGACUUGGCCAGUACCAGGCUUCUCUGAUCACAGAGUAUGCUGCUGUGGUUCAGCCGAUCCAGCUCGCCUUCCAGCAACAGAUUCAGUCUUUGAAAACCCAGCAUGACGAAUUUGUCUCCAGUCUGAAACAGCAGCAGCCACCGCCACAGGCUGCUCCCGUAGCACAGCUGGCUACUCCUGCUGAACCUGAAAAGGCCCCUCCAAUGACCACACAAGCAGGAGAUGUCAAACCUGCAAUGCCAGGUCCUCCUCCAGGAGAGUUUGAUGGAGCCCCAUCCAGACCACAGGAUCCCAGUAACCCCAGUGGACCAUCAGAUAUCCCCCCCAACAAGCCUGCGUGGUAUGACCCCCAGCACAUGGGCCCCUGGAACCCCAACCAACCGCCUCCUUUUGACCCAAACCAGCCACCCCCUCCUUGCCCUCCUUGGAACAGCCAUGAGGGGAUGUGGAAUGACCAAAGGGAUCCAGGGAACUGGAGCGGAGGUCCACCCAGGGAAGGAGGCCCAUGGAGUGGGCCUGGUGGCUCUGACCCAGGUCCCCCAUCAUGGAACUCUUAUGACCAGCAGCCACCGUGGGGAAACCAGCCUGACCAGCCCCCCUGGGGCCAGAGGGAGCCCCCAUUUCCUCCACGCAUGCAGAGACCACCCCAUUUCAGAGGACCCUUCCCUCCUCACCAGCAGCCUCCCCCAUUCAACCAGCCUCCCCCACCACCGCAUAAUUUUGGACGUUUCCCUCCUCGCUUUAUGCAAGAUGACUUUCCUCCAAGACAUCACUACGACAGGCCACCCUAUACCCCACAUCGAUUCGAUUACCCUCAGGGAGAUUUCCCUGGAGGUGAGCGCAGAGACAUGCCAGGUCCUCCUCCUCACCAUCAUCCAAAUCAGAGGCUCCCUCCUCCGGGUAUGGGGGGUGAUCAUCCUCCUUGGGGUGGAGGCCAGCACCCAGAGUUUGGACCACCCCCUCACGGCUUCAAUGGCCAUUCACCACACAUGCGCCAUCGACAGCACCCGGUCCAGGAUGACCCGAGUCUUGUACCUAAUGUCCCAUAUUUUGAUCUCCCAGCUGGUCUUAUGGCGCCACUGGUCAAACUGGAGGACUGUGAUUAUAAACCUUUGGACCCUAAAGACAUCCGCCUGCCCCCUCCUAUGCCACCUAGUGAUCGGCUGCUAGCUGCUGUGGAAGCUUUCUACAGCCCUCCCUCUCACGAUCGGCCCAGAAACAGUGAAGGCUGGGAGCAGAAUGGCCUGUACGAGUUCUUCAGGGCCAAGAUGAGAGCCAGGAGGAAAAAGGGUCAAGAGAAACGCAACAGUGCGCGUGGAGGCAGUCGCUCUAGGAGUCGUUCUCGAAGCAGAGGCAGGUCUUCGUCUCGAUCCAGCUCUCGCUCCUCAAAGUCCUCCAGGUCACGGUCCCAUUCAUCUCGAUCACGGUCCCGCAGCCGGUCCCGCUCCUACUCUAGAUCCAGAUCCAGGAGUAGGUCUAGGUCAUCCCGCAGUCGCUCUCGCUCCAGAUCCAGAUCCCGAUCACGUUCCCCCAACAAACGACGCCGUGCAGCAAAAUCCAGGAGCUCUUCCCCUCCCUCUACAUCAGUCCUGGGUGGCCCUCCUCCUAAACUGUCUACAGAUACCAGGUUAGGGGAGGAGAACAAGGGGCAUCAGCUGCUCAUGAAGAUGGGCUGGAGCGGUUCAGGAGGUCUGGGGGCCAAAGAACAAGGCAUUCAAGACCCCAUCAAGGGAGGCGAUGUCAGGGAUAAGUGGGACCAGUAUAAAGGUGUGGGGGUGUCACUGGAUGACCCUUAUGAGAACUACCGCAGGAACAAGAGUUAUAACUUUGUCGCCCGAAUGAAGGCCAGAGAAGAAGUGAAUCGGGAACCUCAGGAGGCCCCUCCCACUGACUGAUCCCACCAUCCGGUUCAGUCAUCCUCCCUUCCUCUGCCCUGCUGCCACCUCCACCAUCAAUCUGAUCACUGUGACUGAGUCCCAUCCAGAACAACAGGACUCAAGUCAGCUCACAAAUGCUCAUUUCACAGAUGAGAGUCCACCACACCAGGGCGUCCUGUGACAGAUUGGAGUGUGGAUGAGGAGGAAGCGUCAGCAUUUUAGACAGAACUGUCAGCACUAACUCUCUCCAGCAGUGUGAAUGGGGCGGUCUCUGCAGGGACAGUGGAAGACGACUGGUGCACAGCACUCACUCACUUACUGAUUUUUAUUUUUAUUUUUUUUUAAUGUAAAAUGGCUGACUCAAUCUGUGCCUCAACAUUUGGGUUUGUUGAAUGAAAAAAUGGAAUAAAUGUGGAAUAACUGAAAAUAGAAGUGAAAUUUCAUUGUAAAUUAGUGGAUAAUCUGAUUUAUCUCAACAUGUACGGAGAAAGGAAAUACAUGAUAUUUUUUUCCCAUUGAAUUAUUUUCACAGCUAUCUUCAUUCUUCUCCAUUAUUUUGCUAAGGGUCAGUUCACACAAAUCAUUAAAAUAUCUUUGAACCUUGUUAUGUUUGCUUUAAAAAUGCUUAUGUUUAUUUGCAGAGAAAAAUUGUGCUUUAUAAAACUUUAAGACUGUCUUGUAACUUGUCUGUGUUAUUUUGAAUCACCUACAUUACACAUUCUGUAACAAUUUUCUACUGAAUAAACAAUUCCAGUGAUAAGUGUAGGUGCAGAGCUCAGAUUUUAUGCUAUGAUACUGUACAUGGCCAGAAACCACCUUUUUUUCCCCACUUGAGUGAACUGACUCCUAAAGUUUUAAACAGGGUGGUGUGGUGGCUCCAUUAUCAGCUUUUCUGAUUAUUGUGUCAUUUCUUAAUGUGAUAUCUGGAAAAAUGUCAGUUAUAGUUGUAGUGUUUAAAUAAAACCACAAAAUAUGAAGCGGUGCAUUUGAAACAGUUGCUUUUCCCUCCUCACAUUAUA
Molecule: messenger RNA, 3917 nt
Organism: Sphaeramia orbicularis (orbiculate cardinalfish)
Lineage: Eukaryota; Metazoa; Chordata; Actinopteri; Kurtiformes; Apogonidae
Gene: cherp
Product: calcium homeostasis endoplasmic reticulum protein
Exons: 20
Coding region: 139-2916 (925 amino acids)
Biological process (GO): RNA processing; intracellular calcium ion homeostasis
Cellular component (GO): perinuclear region of cytoplasm
Molecular function (GO): RNA binding
Source: RefSeq, a predicted model, not a curated record